CGCCGCGUCAAGCACUGGCAGUGGAGCGGGCGUUGCGCUCGGGCUCAAUGCGUGGACUAUCUGCAGCCGCUGCUCAUGCAGUAUGCUGGAGCUCCAGAACAGCUAAACGGAGUUGCCACACCGCUGCUUGGGCUGGAUCACAGCGCUGCCUUUCCUUAUGAAGAAGACACAAACUUGGAUUAUCACUUGCAUUUAUCUUCAACUGCUCCUAUUUAAUCCUCUCGUCCACACUCAAGGGAUCUGCCGGAACCGUGUGACUGAUGAUGUGAAAGACGUUACAAAAUUGGUGGCAAAUCUUCCAAAAGACUAUAUGAUAACCCUCAAAUAUGUCCCCGGGAUGGACGUUUUGCCUAGUCAUUGUUGGAUAAGCGAGAUGGUGGAACAACUGUCAGUCAGCUUGACUGAUCUUCUGGACAAGUUUUCAAAUAUUUCUGAAGGCUUGAGCAAUUAUUCUAUCAUAGACAAACUUGUGAAAAUAGUUGAUGACCUUGUGGAGUGCAUGGAAGAACACUCAUUUGAGAAUGUAAAAAAAUCAUCUAAGAGCCCAGAACCCAGGCAGUUUACUCCUGAGAAAUUCUUUGGAAUUUUUAAUAAAUCCAUCGAUGCCUUCAAGGACUUGGAGAUAGUGGCUUCUACAAUGAGUGAAUGUGUGAUUUCCUCAACAUCAAGUCCUGAGAAAGAUUCCAGAGUCAGUGUCACAAAACCAUUUAUGUUACCCCCUGUUGCAGCCAGCUCCCUUAGGAAUGACAGCAGUAGCAGUAAUAGGAAGGCCUCAAAUUCCAUUGAAGAUUCCAGCCUACAAUGGGCAGCCGUAGCAUUGCCAGCAUUCUUUUCUCUUGUGAUCGGGUUUGCUUUUGGGGCGUUAUACUGGAAGAAGAAACAACCAAAUCUUACAAGGACAGUUGAAAACAGACAGAUUAAUGAAGAGGAUAAUGAAAUAAGUAUGUUGCAAGAGAAAGAGAGAGAGUUUCAAGAAGUGUAACUGUGGCUUCUAUCAACACUGUUACUUUCGUACAUUGGCGGGUAACAGUUCAUGUUUGCUUCAUAAAUGAAGCAGCUUUAAACAAAUUCCUAUUCUGUCUGGAGUGACAGACCACAUCUUUAUCUGUUCUUGCUACCCAUGACUCUAUGGAUGAUUGAGAAAUUGGAACAAAGUGUUUUACUGUGAAACUGGCACUGAAUUAAUCAUCUAUAAAGAAGAACUUGUAUGGAGCGGGACUCUAUUUUAAGGACCUACAGGGAGUUGUGGUCUCAAUUAGAACUUGCAAACUGAUAUUGGGAGAGAAAGCACGUGUCCCAGAUUGCACAUACAAUUUUGCAUGCCUCCAGAAGCAUCUAACUGCUGAAAACCCACAUAGCUUUAUUUUACAGUGACAACCUGCAGUUCACAGUUAUCUUGGUCUGCAAAUAGAUUUCAGCCUGGAUAGUGGGGGGUGGGGGUCAUCAUUUGUAUCAACGGGAUCUAGAAAAUGUUCAAAAAACAAAAACUCAGUAGCAUCAUCCACUGUUCAUUUAGAAAGCAGUGGACACAGUGUGGGAGUAGGUUCAGGUCUGCCUCAUAGCUGCUGAUCAGUGAGGGAUGUGGGUCUGAACUUGGGUCUCUUCCUGACAUAGAAGGUGCUCACAUGUAUCCCACGAGACAAAUGGACAAAGUUGGCUGGCCCUAUCCAUACAAGCUAGCCAGUACUGAAUGACAACAUGAUGCCUUUGCUGAGAAGAGACUCCUAGAGAGUUGUCACAUGAAGAAGCUGUGGACACUGAUCAGCAGAACCAUCUGCCGAGGAGGACAUCGGGCACCCCUAGUGAAGCCGGCCUUUGCCCUUGACCACUCUAGAGUGUAUAAAUUGUGCUUGCAAAAUAUAUUCAAAAUGUUUAUAUUCUAAAACUAUUACAGAGUUAUGUAAAGGGACUUAGGAGGAAUCACUGAAUGUAUGGAGGCCCCAUUUUCAAUUUCUGCUGUGGGAGAGAGGAAAAAUAAGUUAUGAUAUUUAGUAUCUAAGAUUAGAAAACCACACUCACAUGCUGAUAAUGGGUGUUGAAAAUUAGAUGACUUGGCUUUUACAAGAAUGCAGGAAAUCAGGUAACUUUAGUUAUUUAUACUAUAAUCACCAUUAUCUGUUUAAAGGAUCCAUUUGUUUAAAAUCAGGCACUCUAUAUUCAUUAAGGUUUAUGAGUUAAAAAUAAAGAGAGAGCUUUAUGUAGUUAUGCAUGUCAGUUUGCUAUUAAAAUAUGCGACAGCAUUUUUGUCAUAUUGAGUGAAUUUGGCAGGAAUUCCCAAGAUGGACAUUGCGUUUUUAAACCAGAACUUGUAAAGACAUUAAGUGAAUUUCCCUUGCCAAUUUUCUUUUUUUAUAUCAAAGGAACAUCUGACUAAGGUCAAAGAAUGAUAUCUUAUGGUUUAUUUUGAUGAAGAGUCUUUCAAUGUGUCAUGAACAUAAAAGAAAUCCAAAGCCUUCCUUCUAACUUCAUCCUUAUACAACAUUAUUGCCAUAUCCUACCACCAUCAGAUGACCUUCAAUAGAGUGACACAGAAAGGCAUGAAAAACUGCUACCUUUUAUUUGACUUUGCUAGUCCAAGAAUUUCUAAUAGAGUUGGAUUUUAGCUUACAUUCAAUGCUAAUUAGAAUACAACUCCAGUAAGUGGCCUUUGCUCUUUUUUAUACCAAAGAGCUCAGAUGAUCUCUAUGACGCCUGUCUUCUCUAAAGUGCUAUGGUUCCUCAAAUGCUCGUCAUUUCUCUAAGAUACAACCCAGGUGCUUUAGGAAGCUGCAUGAAUUUAUUUAGGCCCUCAAAUAUCCCAUGAUACAACUAUGACAUGUAUAAUAAAAGAGAUCAAAUUAAUGGCUGUAAGGACCUGUCUCAGUGUGUGAUACUGUUUUGAAUAGACAUAGAUUAACAUGAGUAUGUGUAAGUCACGUAUAGAUUUGAGAAGAUUGAAACUUCUCAAUCUAAUUAAUAGUUCAUUUCAGCAAUGGUUUCGAUUUUCGUAGGUAUGUGAAAAUGCUGCUUAAUGAGCUUCAGAGUACAAUAAAUGUAUUUUUGUUCUCAAAACUGGUAGCUGGGUUUUUAACACUCAAGGACAUGGUCCUAAAUCAAUAGAGUUAAGUAAACAAAUUCAGCAAGUUAUGAAAUCUGGCAUGGUAGGGUGAGGGGAAAUGUAUUCUGCCUAAUUAAAUAUAUUAGUUCAUUGACAGUUGUAUGGAUACCAAUUUUUAAAACACUAAAAUUCAAUAAAACACACGAACAAUAGAAAAAUGCUGAACAUUACUUUGGAUGGUAUUUGCUUGGGAUUAACUGUCCUAUCUGCUUAGAGAUUAAUAUAUAUAGCUUUGCUUUAUUUUAUCCAGUAUGUGUUCUGAAUAGCCUUCAUAAACAAUGGAAAACUCACAACUGACAUCUUAUACAGUGAAAUCACCCUAUAAAUUGGUGCCAUGUAUCUUAUAGUCUUCUUUUGUAAUGUUUUAAAAUUGUCUUUUAAAAUAAUUUCAGAAGUCUUCAGAUUCUCAAUUAUACUAAAAGCUUUGUACCUCUUUGGCAGAACCCAGAUCUAUAGAGAAACUGGCUCUGUGAUAAAUGAUGCCUGCCCAGUGAUAUCGAAGUGUUGCUGGAUUUUGUAUUGUAAUCUGUUGUGCUUACCACACUGCCACUUUUAAAUGAGUCAGAGACGUUGAUUUUUUCAACACUUUAAUAGAACAAUACCCUCUUUAAAAAGGACUAAGUAUGUGAAAAUGUCAAUUUAUGAUAAAAUAUGUUCGCAAUGAAAUAUUUGCUUUUAGUAAGAAUUAAAGUCUUUGGAGAAACUUUGUGGCAUAUUUUGAUAUUCUAAUUCAAAUGAAAUUUUAAAUUAAUAGAAAAAUCCAUUCAGAAUUCAUAGAUAGUUCUUCAUGUUUUUCUGCAGCUAGUUUCUGGUUUCAAAAUGUAACUCCAGUAUGGGGCUUUUAGCCAUUGCCUACCUUUUCUGACUUAACUAAAAAAUAUAUUUUUCAAAAAGGCAUUUUGACAUAGUGGGGUGGAUGUUAGGAAAAAUUGUCAGGAGCUUCCACUUUGCUGUUAACCUGUAUUGAUAAAUCACUGCCCUUCUUUGGAUCUCAAUUUUUUAUUUAUCUAUGUGGUGAAGUCAGGUCAUACCACAGGUGUGAGAGAAACCUACUGAUAUGUGAAUGACAAAGAUGACAGAUAAAAUAAAGCUGAAGCUAUCGCAUACAAAAUAUCCAACUAGGAUCUCUGUGAAUAAGCAAUUUGAACAUAAAAAGCUAUGGCUGUUCUUGUUUGUAAUGUAAAUAUGGUCCAUUCUUAAAGUGAAAUUCAGUCUACUGUAGGUUGAAUUGGAUAACCAUUUACACAAGAGAUGGCUUUUUCCUUUGCUUAAAUAAACAUUUUUGGAUUACCUCUGAAGAAUGAAAACCAAGAGUAUAUUUUAUCCAGGAAAAGAUACUAUAAGAUGUGUGUAGCAUUUGGAAGUGCACCAAAUUAAGCAUUUAAAUCUCUCAUUUUCUUAAAAGCUAAGGGCAGAAAAUGUAAGAUGCUCAUAAAGUUUUUAAGUGCCAAAAGAUACUUUAGAAUCCAUUUGGAGAUGGGUAAAGCAUAAAUUAAAUUUUAAAAUUGGAAAAUGGGAUAAGAAUUUUAAAGAAAGCCAGCUUGUUUUGAAACAGUAUUAUUUUGAAAUUGGAGUUAAAAUACAAACAUUCAGAUUGAAAUUCCAACCACUUCAUUUGUGCUGUUUAUAAUGUUGCUGGAAAUGCCCUUUGUGAAGAUAAAAUAAUGGUACUUUCAUUUCCUAACAAGGUAUUGUUUUAGAAAUAAUCCAUAUUAUAAUGGAUAUUCAUGAUCCUAAAAAUGUUUCCUAAGCAUUGUAAAUUUAUUUAUAAGUGCCAUCUACAAUUACAUCUUAAUUAUAUUGUUUUUUAAAUAACAUUGUUUAAACUAAAAACCGUAGUAUUUUCAGUUACUUAAUUUCUGAGCUGUGACUCAAUAAAAGUUUCCAAUCAAAAUAUCCUAUUCUCCUAUAUUCUAAGGAUUAAUGUGUGAUUAUAGUGUCCACUUGCCACUGUGUUUUUUUUUUUUUUUAUAAAUCAAUGGACUUAAAGUAUUCAGACAUUUAGAUGGAUGUAUAGAUAUAUUGCUAGUUCAGUCAUAGAUUGGAGUUUGCAUAUUGUAAUAUAAAUGUCUUUCAACACUAUUCUAUAGUUUUAUUAUGACUGAAGUUUAAUUAAGUAAAAAAAGUUGUAAAAUGUGAUGUGUAUGUGUAUGUACUGUAAGUGUACUUUUUAAAAUAGGUAUAUGUCCUGACCCUUUUUUAUACAGGUUUGAAUUUGAAAUUACAUUAUAUAUACAUAUACUUUAUUGUUCUAAAUAAAGAAUUUUAUGCACUCAAA
Molecule: messenger RNA, 5375 nt
Organism: Capra hircus (goat)
Lineage: Eukaryota; Metazoa; Chordata; Mammalia; Artiodactyla; Bovidae
Gene: KITLG
Product: KIT ligand
Biological process (GO): positive regulation of cell population proliferation; cell adhesion
Cellular component (GO): plasma membrane
Molecular function (GO): cytokine activity; stem cell factor receptor binding
Source: RefSeq, marked provisional